Rosa rugosa (rugosa rose) is the source of this 2396-nucleotide messenger RNA. Its product is annotated as kinesin-like protein KIN-4C. The transcript has 7 exons. Bases 1861 to 2391 code for a protein of 176 amino acids. Gene Ontology annotation, molecular function: microtubule motor activity. The record is from RefSeq and is a predicted model, not a curated record. Gene Ontology annotation, biological process: microtubule-based movement; mitotic spindle organization. Lineage: Eukaryota; Viridiplantae; Streptophyta; Magnoliopsida; Rosales; Rosaceae.
CACAUUUGGUGGACUUGGAAUUUCUGUGGACGCUCGGAAACCCAUAAAGAAAAGAAAAGAAAAGAAAUCCCCAUGAGCGACGCUAGGAUCGAAUGCCGGAAAAGCUACCGUCGCUGAUCAUCGUGGAAAUGUGAGUUAGCUUGUCUCGCCCUGUUAUCUCACUGUCUUGUUUGGAAAGCACAACAUAUAGCUUUCUUGAUCGAAUUCGAAAUUUAACACAGUAGCCACUAGUUAACUUUGUAUUAGAUAGACAACCUCUAUUGUCUUGUUACACUGGGUCUCGUUCAACUUCUGAUUUCUACCCUCAGAACCCUUCUCUGUGGUAAGCUCUCUGUUCUCAGCAAGUUGUGAUCUUGAUUGUUGUUUCUCUCAAAUUUCAUUUCUGUUACAACCAAACUUGGAGAGUGAAUAAUCAAAACAAUGGAGGACAAUUCUUGUGCCGAUGACCUCAAGAACCAUGUAAUGAAGGUUUUCGAGGAGGCCACCAAAGGUUUUCAGGGGUUUACUCCUGUCAACUAUCUUUAUCGCUUUGAAGAACGCCACCUCACAUAAGCAGUUAAGGCAAUCAGGUUGUACAGUGAUCUCAUCGACAAGGAUUUGCGAAAGGUCUUCUGCAAGUGGCGCAUCCGUGGCCUCAAGAAAGAGGCAUUGAGGAUGUUCCAUGCUUUGGUAGAUGAUGGAGAUGUAGACGAGGUCAAGGAGAUUGUUAGGCCCACCCUUAAUUGAGACAGGCGUAGAAUCCAUGGUUGCAAUAUACACCUCCAUUAUUAAGGCCCACCUCAAUGCUGGGAAGACCAAGGGAGCUCUCGAGGCCUACCGUGGCAUGUUAGCUGCUGGGGUUGCCCCCAACUCUUACACUUACACUGUUUUAAUCAAGGGACUCACUACUGACCCCAACUUUUUUGAAGAUGCCAAGAAGUGCUUGCUUGAGAUGAUGGACAAGGGGAAGCGGCCCAAUGUUGCUACUUAUACUGCGGUGAUAGAGGCCUUUGCAAGGCAGGAGGACAAGGCAGCUGAGGAGGAGGGCAAAGACUUGGUGUGGGUGAUGAUGAGUAAGGGGUUUGUGCCUAAUGCAAAAGCAAUGAGGGAGGUUCUAAAAGAAUGUACGGCCAACAAAUGUAAUAAGAAGGGUCAUGAAUAUUGUACUUUCCAAGUUGAAAGGCUGAUGUUGUGCUUAAUCAGUGUUACGCCAGCAGCUUCAGGAUUAGGAGGUUUGAUAUAUGCGAGAGCUAGUGAGGAUAGAAAAUCAUAGUAGGAUAGGGUUUCAAUCUGGGAUUUAUAAUUGUGAUUGUUGACCUUCAAGUAGUCUGUUGUGCUAAUUCAUGUAGGUCUGUGUUUCUUUUAUCCUGGUGUUCUGCAUUCAUAUUUUUCUUUGUAGCCACUAUAUUAUCUGCUUUUGACUUGUUGUAUAUGAAGAAAAUGAAUUCAAAUACCAGUUUCUUUACUUGCUAGCAAAACCAUAGUUUUUUGGUGUCCUGCUUUUGUGGAUUCUGAAAUCCUUGCAGUUGGUAUAUUUAAUUCUUGGUGCAUUCUUCUCUUCUCCUGAAAUUUAACGAACUUGUCUUCUGUUGAUUAAUUUAUAAAAUUCUUACACUUGAUUGAUUUGGACAAUAAUCGUUAUUAACUGCUUCAAUUUGUGCAUGACGAUUGGGCAAGGUACAUACAGCAGUGUUGAGACAAAAACAAAAAAGCGAUGAGGCUGCAAGGAGACUACAGGAUGAAAUUCAGAGAAUAAAGACUCAAAAGGUUCAAUUGCAACACAAGAUCAAACAGGAGUCUGAGCAGUUUAGAUUAUGGAAAGCAUCACGAGAACAAGAAGUUCUUCAGCGUAAGAAAGAGGGAAGGAGGAACGAGUAUGAGAUGCAUAAGCUGUUAGCUUUAAACCAGAGGCAAAAAAUGGUUUUGCAACGAAAGACAGAAGAAGCUAAUACGGCCACAAAAAAGUUAAAGGAGCUUUUAGAAUCCAGAAAGACUUCUUCACUUGAAACUUCUGGUCAUAAUGCUCAUGGUAUUCAGGCUCUGAUGCAGGCAAUCGAACUUGAGCUUGAAGUCACAGUUAAGAUUAAUGAAGUAAGAUCUGAGUAUGAGCGGCAAAUUGAAGAGCGUGCUAUGAUGGCCAAGGAAAGAACCAAGCUAAUAGAAGAACAACGUAAUUUAAGUGAUUCCUCGGAAAUAAUGUCUCCUGGUGCAAGAAAUUCAAGGAUUUUUGCACUUGAAAACAUGCUUGCUACUUCUUCUAGCACCAUGUUAUCUAUGGCAUCACAAUUGUCAGAAGCAGAAGAGCGCGAGCGGGGUUUCAAUGGCAGGGGGCGUUGGAAUCAAGUUCGGUCUCUUACAGAUGCCAAAAUUUUGAUGAAUCAUCUGUUCAACUUAGCUUCUUCCUCCAGUUAAUGGAU